UCGGUCGUAAUCAACCCUUGAAAAAAGAGAAACCGAAAUGGAAAAGUGAUUACCCCAUGACAGACGGACAGUUGCGCAGUAAGAGGGACGAGUUUUGGGACACGGCACCAGCUUUCGAAGGUCGCAAGGAGAUUUGGGAUGCCUUGAAGGCUGCUGCACACGCUUUCGAGAGCAAUGAUCACGAACUGGCACAAGCAAUCAUUGAUGGUGCAAACAUAACACUACCCCAUGGUGCUCUUACAGAGUGUUACGAUGAACUGGGCAACCGCUACCAGCUUCCCGUCUACUGCCUCGCCCCACCUAUCAACAUGAUAGAGGAGAAGGGUGACCUGGAGACUCUGGAUAUUCCUGAUCCCCCACCCAAUUCAGGGCACGAAUGCCAGCUUCGUUUGCGCCUGUCCACAGGCAAAGACCUCAAACUCAUGGUCCGCAGCAUGGACACGGUGUACCACAUGAAGAGGCGGCUGCACGCGGUGGAGGGCGGGGAGCCGGGCAGCCAGCGCUGGGUCUUCUCGGGCAGGCCGCUGGCAGACAAAAUGAAACUGGAGGAGCUGAAAAUCCCAAAGGACUACGUGGUGCAAGUCAUCGUGAGCCAGCCCUUAGCAAAUCCCACCCCGGUGGAAAACUGAUUUCUGCUUGUUUAUUGAUUCUUCUUUCCUCCGUCUCUGUCAUGGGGUUUGUUUUCACUGCCCUCUCUUCUUUUGGUUUGUCCUGCUAAUGGAUUGGUUCCACAAAAUGACCAGCAAAAAUUCCAUCUGUGAUGGAGAUCUGCAAAAACAAAACAUAAAAAUGUAAACUGGCCUUUGGGGUUUGCCUGAUCUGAUAUUGAACACAACAGCAAGCAGCACAGGGCAAGAGCAAAGGAAGGAACGGGAUUGGGAAGGGAAAAGGGAUGAGAGAUACAAGGAGGGAGGGAAGGGAUUGUAGUUCACUUAAUACACAAAUGUAAUGAUUCUUAAAACUGUAGGUGGUGUCCUGAUCCAUGGAGCUAGAGCAA
Mesitornis unicolor (brown roatelo) is the source of this 997-nucleotide messenger RNA. RefSeq names its product ubiquitin domain containing 2 (gene UBTD2). The coding region runs from base 57 to 629 and encodes 190 amino acids. The transcript has 2 exons. Lineage: Eukaryota; Metazoa; Chordata; Aves; Mesitornithiformes; Mesitornithidae. The record is from RefSeq and is a predicted model, not a curated record. Gene Ontology annotation, molecular function: protein binding.